GGGCGGGCGCAGGCGGCCUGGGCGAGCUUCGGGGGUCAGCAGGCUCAGCUGUCUGCGAAGUGGGACUCCGGGCCCGUCACCAGAUCACCUCCCCUGACCUCGGGAGGAUGGGGACACCCCGGGGAGGACGGCCGCAGCCUCUAGGGGGCUCUGGGGAGAGUAGCCCCGGGCCCCCAGAGGGCGCGGGCCAGGUGGCAGCGCCGGGGCUGGGCUGCGCGGAGGAGGCGGCCUCCCUGGCCAGGGGCGGCGGCAGGGGCGGCCCUGGGAUCACAUGGGUGGAGGCAGGUCCCGGAGUCCCGGGCGGGCUCUCCCCAGAGUCGGGCAGACGGCUGCGGCGGGAACGGCGGCGUCUCUCGCCUCCCUCCUUCCCUUCCCUUCGUUCCCCAGCCCGGCCGCCCAGCCCGACAGGUGAGCGGGAGCGAGGUGAGCGCGCCCACCUGCGUGCGGUCCGCAAGGCCGGCGACCUCCCCGGCCCCGGCGCCCUCGCAGCUCUGCGCGCCCGCGGCCGGCUCGGCGCCCGGACCUCUCCUCCGCGCACGGCCGCUCCCCGCAGCCUCGCCUGCGGUCGGCGCCCCCCGCGAGCUGGGCUUUCCCGUCCCGGGUGCUCCUCCUCCAGCCCCCGGCGUGCGCGGGUACUUUGGUCUCGGAGCUCAGAAGGAGCCAGAAGUGGGCGAGCCGGGCCGACGGUCUGGGCACCUCCCCGCGGCCCCCGAGCGGAGUCCACUGGCCGGCUCAAAGGUAUGGCGCUGACGGUGGACGUGGUAGGACCCGCACCCUGGGGCUUCAGCAUCUUGGGCGGCAGGGAUUUCCACACGCCUAUCGUGGUGACCAGGGUAACUGAGCAGGGCAAGGCCGAAGCUGCUGAUCUCCGGCCUGGUGACAUUAUUGUGGCCAUCAAUGGUGAGAGUGCAAAGAGCAUGCUGCAUGCCGAGGCCCAGAGCAAGAUCCGCCAGAGCCCCUCGCCCCUGAGGCUGCAGCUGGACCGGCCUCAGGCUGCUUCUCCCGGGCAGACCAACGGGGAAAGCUCCCCCGAAGUGCUGGCCGCUCGCUUCCAGGGCUCCAGGAGGACACACACGGACAGCCAGGCCUCCCUCAGCCCCCGGCCGGGCAGCCCCUUCUCCACCCUGCCCCCCGCCAGCCCCCAGGCCCCCGCGGGAGAGGCGGUGACCAGCCACAGUUUCCAGAGCCUGGCGUACUCCCCGGAACCCACUACUGCUGACCACUUGUCCUACAGGGGCCGCCCCGGAAGCCGACAGGCCGGCCUGGGCCCCGCUGGCGACUCGGCUGUGCUGGUGCUGCCGCCACCACCUUCCCCAGGUCCCCGUUCCUCCAGCCCCAGGCUCAGCGUGGCCUCGGAAGGGGAAAGCCACCUCUUGAGAGAGGACUCAGAAGUCUUCAAGAUGCUGCAGGAAAAUCGCGAGGCACGGGUGGCCCCCCGGCAGUCCAGCUCUUUUCGGCUCUUGCAGGAAGCCCUGGAGGCUGAGGAGAGAGGUGGCACACCUGCUUUCCUGCCCAGCUCGCUGAGCCCCCAGUCCUCCCGGCCCACUUCCAAGGCCCUGGCCACCCCACCCAAGCUCCACACGUGUGAGAAGUGCAGCACCAGCAUCGCGAACCAGGCCGUGCGUAUCCAGGAGGGGCGGUACCGCCAUCCGGGCUGCUACACCUGCGCUGACUGCGGGCUGAACCUGAAGAUGCGAGGGCACUUCUGGGUGGGGGACGAGCUGUACUGCGAGAAGCACGCCCGCCAGCGCUACUCCGCACUGCGCGCCGUCAACUCCCAGGCCUGAGCGCCCGGCUGCGCUCUCAGACCGCCCUCCACUCCGCGGGCACCUCCGCACCCGGGCCGCGCCAAUAUCCGGUUGACCUGGAAAGGCCAUGGGAGCUGGUGAGGCCCCUUCCUCCUCGCUGAGUGGAGCCAGAGGCUGGGACCUGUCUGUGCUGCGGGUGAGGGCAGCCGCACCUUCCCAGGCCUCUGCUGGAUACUCUCGCGUCCCCCUGCUGGACAGGCUCUGCGUCAAAGUGCGAAGUGGGUGCUGCCUUGGACACCUUUGUGUACCAGGGGUUAAGCAGGCUGGGACUCGGAGAGAAGUAUCUGGAAGGAGAGGGCUGGGCCAGAGGCUACAGGUAUUCACUGUGUAAAGUCUUCAGCAUACGAGCUCUAUAAAUAUAUACUGUACGUGGAC
Molecule: messenger RNA, 2183 nt
Organism: Physeter macrocephalus (sperm whale)
Lineage: Eukaryota; Metazoa; Chordata; Mammalia; Artiodactyla; Physeteridae
Gene: PDLIM2
Product: PDZ and LIM domain 2
Biological process (GO): actin cytoskeleton organization; heart development; muscle structure development
Cellular component (GO): adherens junction; Z disc; stress fiber
Molecular function (GO): actin binding; muscle alpha-actinin binding
Source: RefSeq, a predicted model, not a curated record